AUGUUAUCAACUUCAUAAUUUAAUCAACUCUUUUGCGAGCUUCCUGUUUGCGCUUAAUGGUUAAGCGCUGUCCUUGUCCGUUUCAUGAUAUGCGUGAUAACCUCUGGGAAACUUCAUUGACAAGAGAAAUGUCAUAAAGGCAUUGGUCGCUGUCAACAAUAAAUUUAGUUUUAUUAAUUUUCUAGUGAGCGUCUGUUGAUUUCUGAUGUGUGGGUCAUGAUGGUUGAUCCGUCUACUGAAGAUGAUGGCAUCCUGCGUGAGUGGGCUCCACUAUCAAAUCUUCUCGGCCAAAUCCCACCCAAAGCCCAAAGAGGGUUAUUUACUGGAGACCUUAAUCUCACCUGUAUUGCAGCGUUACCAGACUUUUUAGCAAUUGGCACCAAUCAUGGGCUUGUUUAUUGGUAUGAUCGACGAACCAAUGAGCUUCAAAGGCUGCGAUGUGAGAAUACUAUUUGUGCCAUAACAUGUAUUGCUGUGGUUUCCACUGUUGACUAUAUGAUUGCAGCAGGAACUAGUAUUGGAGUUGUUAGUGUUUUCUUGGUACCCAAAGUUUCUCCCAGUGACAUUCCUGAUAUUUUUAAGACAAAUACAAAAAAACAGAUAGAGCGAUACACAGUUGGAGAUUUACAUUCGACACCAAUAUCAGCUGUAGAAUGGAGUCCAAAUGGCAUGAAGUUGUUCAGUGGGGAUCAAAGUGGCAUAGUUGUUCUCACUGAAAUUGAUUAUUACAUGCAUCUAAGCAAAUCCAUAGAAAUUCUAAAUGAGAAGUAUGAAGUGGUCCAACUCAGCUAUAAUUCUAGCAAUCAACUCCUACUUGUCUCAACUCUAUACCGAACAAUAAUGUGUCACAAGAGUGCAAGUGACAAUUCGUGGAAAGUUUCCCAAGUUGGAAACAAGGAAAGAAAAGUAUUGGGCAAAAUGGGUGCAACAUUCCUGAACAACCCAAAAAAUCCCCGAUCUCCUGUAGUUUUCUGUAGCCGCCCUGGUUUAAGACUUUGGACAGCAAACAAAGAUGGCACUGUAGAAAAGACCCUUAUUUUCAAAGAAUCAGUGCAUGGUCAGUACCCUCUUAUUCAACUCUUAAAUCCAACCAAGUCCCGGGGGAGACAUUCUCGAGGAGAACUACAGUUUGGACCACUUUUGAAUUUUAAAGAUAAUUUAUUGGUGACUUACACUUCUGAUGCUUUUUUAAUUUUGGACUCAAGUACAAUAAGUGUUAAUGCUGCUCUAUUUGACGUACAAAAAAUAUCUGCCCUGUGCGUCUCAAAAUCAGAAAUAUUUGUUCUUGAAGGAGAGCGGCACUUGAUACGUAUAGGGUUCUCUCCUGAAGAUACAUCCAUAAAGUCUUCUUCAGAUGAGUCUUCAUCAGUGCGAAGUGGAGCUUUUGCCAGUCAAUUGUUUGAACUCACUACAAAGAUCAAGGAUGCCUCAAUCACAUCUGUAAUACCUAAAAAACUCUCACCUCUCUUUUCUCCAACUAAAAGCUCUGGCUCUAGUGAUGGAGAACAAAUAUCAGAAUGUUUUGAAGCUCAAGAAUUACCACCUGUGUUGUCACUGAAUUCUCUCAAUGAAGGUGCUGCUGAAGGGUUACCUGAACUCCUAGUUAGUUCUCCAUCUCAUUUUACUCCUUCAGAAAAAGAAGUAUAUACUAGAGCCCAAAAAAGUGAUAUUGCCCCGCAAAGCAGUACAUUAUUGCAUUCAGAAUUACUGGACCAAAUAGCUCACGAACAGUUUGAAGACAUUGUUUACCAGCCCAAAAGAAAAACUAAAAAGAACAAAGGCAAGCGAAUCACAGCAGCAACAGGCACUGAAUCUGGCUCAGAUUCUACUAGCGUUGUGUCGACUACCUCAGAAAAUGAUGAUAUUUGGGCCAGUGAGCGUUUGGAUGCAGGUAGUGAGUGGAGCAGUAUUAAUACUUCUCGCCGUUCAUCAGUUGAUACACAGUUGAAACCUGAGAACCUUGGUAACCUUGGACAGCACAAUGAAGAAGACAUCAAAGAAUCUUUAGCUGCCAAAGAGCGCCUGCUUGCUAAAAAAUAUAAUUUAGAGGAGGCUCUUGGCAUCAAAAGUAACGAAGAUGAGGCAACAAAUAAUAAGUGUACGCCAACGCAGUCUUGUGUCAACGAAGAGUCGUCUAAUAAUCUUGCUUGCGCAUUCAAGGAUUGUGAGCAAGAAAUACAUUCAAUUGAAGAGUCUAUAGAAAGCACUUCACAAACGUUAGCUGUAUCAGAAGGCACAGAAGCAAGUGAUAAAGAAUGUUUGGACGAUGAGGAGAUGACAUCAUUCAGCAGUGUUAUUAGCUAUGGCGCUCCAUCAGAUUGCAGUCAACUGCCAAGCCAACAUUCUUCCCUUGCUUUAGAACUGAGCGAUGUCAAAGAAGAAAAGAGCAGCUCUGCUGUUUACAAGGAGGCUAUGGAAGCAAGUGGCUGGUUGCAGUUCAAUACGCCAAAACCUGUGAUAUGGGUUGCUGUGUGUAAUUAUUAUCUUGUAGCAAUCGAUAGCCAUGAUGUUGUUCAUUACUGUAGUUUAGGUGGUCUUGGCUUGAAGUGGCAACGAGCAGAUUGCAAAGCAAACCAGUUGGUUAUGUCUCCUAACUCAAAUUGUUUGUGGCGUUUGGAGAAUAAUCUUGCUUAUGCACUAAAAAACCCAGCCACUUCAGGUCCCCAUGGAGAGGAAUGGCAACUAGCUGAAACAAAUGUACGCAGUUUAGCAGUUGCUGAUAAUGUUGUUUGGCUUGUGACACAAGGAGGAGAGGUUUUCUAUCAGAAAGGGCUGAAUAAAGAUGUUCCUCAAACAGAAUCAAUCAAAAUUGAGAAACCCUGUGAAUGGCCAGCUGUGAAAAUCGCGAGCUUCUCUCAGAUUGUAUGGCUCCUGUCAUCGACUGGAGAGGUUUACAUGCGACUUGGAGUUUCAUCUGCUAAGCCUGAGGGGUUGGAUUGGAAACGAGUUAACAUUCCUGUACCUGGAAGUGUUGUUGACAUUGCUCUCGGUUCUCAAAGAACUGGCUGGAUUGUAGACAAUAGUGACACCAUUAUGUUUUCUGUGGAUCAUAUGGAGCACGAUCCCCAUUGGUGGCAGGUUUUGAUAAGUGACUACAUUUUUCAGCAGACCUCACCACUUCAAAGGUUGCGUUCAAAAAUUUCAUUAAAAAACUUGCGUCCAGCAUUACCUGGGCUCCAGAGUCCUUUGUCUUGUGUUGCCUGCGGCCAAGAUUCAGUUUGGAUCUUUCAAAACAACUCCAAUACUCUGCAUGUCAACAAAUCUAAGAUUACAGGACAUUCCUGGUCACGAAUCAAGCUGAAAGGGUCUCCUGAAGGCAUACGCUGGCAAAGUGUCACUUCUGAAGGAGUUUUUGAGACUGAGGGCCAAGUUUGGCUUUUGUCAGCUAAUGGUGAUUUAUUCUGUUCUCAGCCCUACAACAGUAAAAAUUUAAAGCAAAUCUCAUUGCCAUCAUCUGAUGGAGCAGUAUGUCUAGCCGCAUCCUCCCAUGCUUUGUGGCUGCUCACAUCGUCUGGAGCAAUCUACAUAAGGCAAGGUCUCAGUGAGACUUGUUUAGAAGGCAAAGAUUGGACCCAACUCAGCCUCGCACAAAUUGAGGAUGUGCAACUGAGCCAUGUGUCUUGUGGACUAGAUGUUGUAUGGGCCUGUGAUACAGUUGGUAAUAUGCACAUGACAGUGAGUUCGCCACAUGCUAUGGCCACAGCCACUUUUUCCCCUGUUUGGAUUCGUGUACCAGAUAAUAAAGAACAAAAAAAAUUAUAUUUUAUUAAGGUGUUUGUUGGUCCCCAAACGUAUAUGGUCUGGGCAUUGGAUAAUCAAGGCAGAAUUUAUGUCCGAGAGGCAAUUUUUCCAGAUUUUCCUCUUGGUGCUGACUGGGUAGCUGUCACAGGAAUAACGGCUGUAGAUUUGAGUGUGAGCGCAACAGCUGUUUGGGCUUUGUCGGUGAAGGGUGAUGUGUAUAGGCGUCAAGGAAUUACCCAAAACAACUAUAUUGGAGACUAUUGGAGGAAAAUACCAGGUUCUGUUGAAGCUUUAACAGCAUCUAUGUGUGACAGACUGUGGGGCAUUGACAAGAAUGGAACACUUCUCCGCCAUACCCAACUAGUCGUCAGUUUGCACCCAGGUCAUGUGACACCAGCUGCACCUCAGCCGUAUCAACUGCCCUCCACAGGAGCUGAAGAAGACUGGGAGGUACUAUAGUAUGAUAUGAUAAGUGGGUAAAAGCCCUACAUGUUUGACCUCUUCUCAAUCUAUUUCCUAUUGUAUGAAUGUACUCAGUCAAUUGUUGUUUAUGAGCAGGCACCAGGGGGUAAUGUCAUAUAUUGUAAGUGAACAUGUAUUGACUCUGAUGCCCCACCCCACCUGGUUUUAUUUAGCUUUUAGGUGCUAACAAGGAGACAUGAAAUAUUUCAGUGAUUUUUAUAAACUGGCAUUUAUCAGUGAUUUUUAUAAAUUAGCAUUUUUAAAUGAUUUUUACUAAUUUGCACUUUUUAUUGAUUGUUUUGUAUUUUCAUUGUCUCAUGCUAAACAAUCAACUUUUUAUCUUUACUUUUAAAAAUGUUUCUAGGUGUUUGUACCAAAUAUUACUAUUAUUCCAAAGAUGUUAUAAUUUGAACUAAGGUUUUGAUAUAACUGUGUCAAUUAACUGUGAUUUUAUUACACUAUACAACACUUUGUAAAGUGUGAGGUAACUCAUCCAUUGUAAAACCCUGUAGGGGGUUUGGUGCUAAGAAAGAAGUGAUUUUAGUAUUUGUAAGUUCUUAUGUUUUCAAUGAAGCGCUGUUUGGUCUGCUUUGGCAGUCAAAGCAGAUUUAGGUGGAGGUCCUAAAACUUCUCCUUCCUCUACCUUGACCUCUGCUGUGCUGUCAGGCUAGGUAAGGCAUAAUGAAUUGUGUUGAGGUGGAAAGCCUGAAUCUAAUUAAGUCAAUGAAGUGGUGACAGAUGAGCAAGGUGGUGCUUUUUGCUCUGUGUUGCCUGCUUAAGUGUUAGCAUGCACUUUCCCCCUAAAUUGUGGGGAAAAGAGUGUACAUACAGAAAAUAAAAUAAAAUUGCUUAUUUUAUUAGCAAUAAACACA
Thrips palmi is the source of this 5075-nucleotide messenger RNA. Its product is annotated as tectonin beta-propeller repeat-containing protein 2. The record is from RefSeq and is a predicted model, not a curated record. The transcript is spliced from 22 exons. Lineage: Eukaryota; Metazoa; Arthropoda; Insecta; Thysanoptera; Thripidae. Gene Ontology annotation, molecular function: protein binding. Bases 217 to 4200 code for a protein of 1327 amino acids.